Xyrauchen texanus (razorback sucker) is the source of this 1148-nucleotide messenger RNA. RefSeq names its product sideroflexin 4 (gene sfxn4). Bases 127 to 1077 code for a protein of 316 amino acids. Lineage: Eukaryota; Metazoa; Chordata; Actinopteri; Cypriniformes; Catostomidae. The transcript has 14 exons. Gene Ontology annotation, molecular function: monoatomic ion transmembrane transporter activity. Gene Ontology annotation, biological process: mitochondrial transmembrane transport; monoatomic ion transport. Gene Ontology annotation, cellular component: mitochondrial inner membrane. The record is from RefSeq and is a predicted model, not a curated record.
GUGACAUGCGGAAGAGUUGUAGACAAGCAUGUCUGCGUGACCUUCUAUAAACAUCUCUAUCACAAUAAACAGACGAAAGUGAAUUGGUGAUGAUUUUUUUCCAAGAGUAUUAAUUAAAAAGCUAAAAUGGACCCCAACUUGCAGUACUGGCAAAGCAAUGGAAAGUCUUUUAUGAGCCGACUGCGUCUCUGGUUCAAUAUCCUCGACCCCAGUUCUAUGUUGUCAUCAGAGGCUGAAAUUUUGAAGGCCCGCACUCUUCUUCAGAAUCAAGGUAUUAAGCAGACAGAUGGAAAAGUUGCUAAUGCCUGGUUACUGUCUCUUUCAUCUGUCCAUUCUGAUACUGGAGCAGCAAUUCCACCAUUAUUUCGUUCACAAGUUUUUCUUCCUGUAUCAGCUCCUUUGAUUGUUGCAAGUUUAAUACCCCAUAAAGGAGUUAAGCCUGCAUUGUUCUGGCAUUUUUUGCUACAGAGUUACUCUGCUGGAUUCAACCAUUGUAACAGGAAUGCAACUGUGACUAAGGACAACAAAACAUCAAUGAAGCAGUCUAUUCUUAUUGUUGGAACAGUUUCCUACUCAACAUUCGCAGGGGCUCUUCCUCAGAUUAUACUCCAGCAUUUUAGACUAAUCAGUACUGUGGCUGAGACCUUUUGUAGAUCAUUCUUACCUAUUCCACUUUCAGCUUGUCUAGCUGCAUUCAGUGUAAUCGUGGUGAGAAGUGAAGAAUCAGAAAAUGGAAUACGAGUGUUUGAUUCCAAUGGGAAUGCUGUUGGAGUCUCAAAAGAAGCUGGUUCCAAGGCUGUAAAAGAGACUGCAAUCUCGAGAGCGACUCUCUUUGGCACCACUGCAGCUGUUCCAAGUCUUCUGCUUGCCCUCCUCAAAAGGGCAAAGUUUGUCCAGAGGAACCCAAUGACAAUCGCCCCUGUACGACACAUCAGUACUGCCAUUGUUUUUGGUUUAAUGAUUCCUGUGUCCUUCAGUCUGUUUCCACAGCUUGGCAAGAUUAAGAAGGAGCAUUUGGAAGAGGAGUUUCAGUCACUUGCCGGUAACAAUGAACUGUUUUACCACAGGGGACUCUGAUAUUGUAAUUGCAAACUUCUGAGGGUGACUUUUAUUGACAGAUUUGCUCACACAAAAUGACAAUAAAAGAA